Messenger RNA from Cephus cinctus (wheat stem sawfly), 1460 nucleotides. RefSeq lists its product as uncharacterized. Gene Ontology annotation, biological process: cilium assembly. NCBI's taxonomy places the organism in Eukaryota, Metazoa, Arthropoda, Insecta, Hymenoptera, Cephidae. Gene Ontology annotation, cellular component: ciliary basal body; axoneme. Bases 468 to 1400 code for a protein of 310 amino acids. The record is from RefSeq and is a predicted model, not a curated record. The transcript is spliced from 3 exons.
GCGAUUCUUCCAUAGGAAGAAAUAAGGAGAAUAAAUUCGAUUAUCGCGAUAUUGAUUUAAUUAUCAAUCAGUCUGAUGAAGAGGAACAUCUUUAUCGCGAUCAUUUUAUCCACAAUGCGAUACUUGAGCAAGACGAUCGAAAUUCUGAUGCAAUCGAACAAGAAGCAAAUGAUCUAUUAAAUAACGAAGAAGGAAGUAGAGAAAUAUUAGAGGCAAUACAAGAAGCUGAAGAAGACGCGGGCGAGAAAGAUGCGGACGAGAAAGACACGAACGAGGAAGAUGCAGACGAAGAAGACGCGGACGAUAAACAAAAGUGUAUAAUUAAAGAAAGUGACGAGUCAAUAGAAAUAAUAAAGAAAGACUUUAUUGAGGAUAAAGUAAUUAUAUCAAGAUUAUCAAAACUCGAUGAAAGACUAACGAGAAUAGGUAGACUCAAGGAAGUAACUGAAGAAGAAAAAAAUCUUCGGAUGAAAAACGGUUUUCUGCAGAAAAAAUAUAGCGAAUGUGUAAAAAAAAAUAAAAAAUACGAUGGAUUAGAAAAAGUAAUUGAUUCUGGGAUACGCAACCGUGAAAGUUAUGAAGAAAUUCUCGAAGAAUACAUGGAAAUCAAAGUCGAUGUGGAGAAGAGAAAGCCAGGUUAUGAGACAGAAAUUUCGAAAAUGGAAGAAGCUUACAAAAAUCAGGAAAAUGAAUUUAACAUGAAGUUUAAGGAGCUUCUGUCACGUGAAUCGGAAAUUGGUAAUAACGUAAUCAAUUCUAAAACCGGUAAGGCAUUCGGUGAACGCGAAGUGAACAGCAUGAUUGAACGACAAAAGUCGCGGGCUUCCGAGUUAGCUGAUACGAGAUUUACUUAUUUGAAGCGACGAAAUAUUCUAAACCAUCUUUUGUCAAAACUUUAUGAACUUGACAAUCUUGGAAUUGGAUACACGACAAUAGAAUACGAGCAAAUGGUAAUAGAGCGACAAGGUGUGCUUGAAAAGCUUGAUGAACGAGAAGAAGAAAUUAGAAAAAUACGUGAUAAAUGCUUCACGUAUGUUGCAGUUCUGAGUCAUAUUAAAGAAUCUAUUGCUAGUAUUGCUCGGGAUAUCCAAGAAACAUCCGUACUAUUAUCAAAGUAUUCGGAGAUUCAAAAUUAUGGACGAUACGCUACGAUGAAACGGAAGUUGGAAAGAGACAUCACACGCAAACACAACAUUCAAUUGCGGGAAAGCGGCGGACUACUUGCUCAUCCGGAUUUGCUCAGCAAAAUGGAGACCGACAUCCUGCAGCUACAGUUUUUCAAGGAGAAGAUAGAGUGUCUGCAAGCUGAAGUUUAUCUUCAGCAUACACAGGCUGAUAUGAUAAAAGCUUUCUUGAAGAGGCAGAGAAACCAUAGUCAAAGCCCAUUAGGGUCCUACUGAUGAUAGCUUUAUAAUUACUGGUUGUAGCACGUUAUACAAUAUACAACUAUAUAUAUUUUA